UCCAUCUUUUCACAUUCGUACAUCCACCAUCAUCAUGGCAAUUUUUAAUAAAAUUCAAAUUGUUAUUGGAUUUCUGUCCCUGCUGCAUGCGGCAUACUCUGCUGCUCAGCACCGGGCAUACCUUCGAAUCACGGAACAGGAAUUCUCCCAGCUACCGAUCGAUAUAAUUUUUCAAGCGAUCGCCAGCUUGAUUUAUAUCAUCUACAACAUACUGCAAGUGGUGGGUGAUUUCAAGGAAAUUCGUGCGGCGGUCGAUUUGCAGGCCAAAUCGUGGGAAACUCUAUCAAACAUUCCCUCGUUUUACACCUUCAAUCAUCGUGGCAAAGCACUGUCGCCGGUAUACGAGCAACCUUACCCCGACGUAUAUGACCGUCCGUACACAUCGGAGUCCUAUCUUGAUUAAUUGUCUUAUGUAAACCAAAAAUAAAACGCUAAAUAAACGAGCUCCACGUGGUAGCCUGA
Messenger RNA from Anopheles moucheti, 462 nucleotides. RefSeq names its product ER membrane protein complex subunit 5 (gene EMC5). The transcript is spliced from 3 exons. Lineage: Eukaryota; Metazoa; Arthropoda; Insecta; Diptera; Culicidae. Gene Ontology annotation, cellular component: Golgi apparatus; EMC complex; plasma membrane. The record is from RefSeq and is a predicted model, not a curated record. Bases 35 to 403 code for a protein of 122 amino acids.